AUGGUGUCAUUAGAAGGAAGGUUGAGAUUCAAGGAGAGAUCAGAUCCAGAAGAAUUAGGCAGCCGGUUCCAGGGAGGGAACAUUCAACCGAGAAUGAUGCUAGUUAGCCCGUCUUCGUCUUCUACCUAUCCCAUGCACUCACAGGCAGGUCCGUCCAUACUAAACGUGGAUUUCGCCGACAUCUUUGACUAUCUCCAAGAAUCCGCUGAUCCAAGCACAGACACUCCUUGUACGUGUGGAGUGCAGGUAGACUCAACAGAGACAAGUCACGGGCUCUCCAGUCCUUUGAGUCAGGCCAGCAACAGCGGGCUUCAGGACUCACCAUUGCCACAGUCUCACCAAGCGGUCCCACCAAGGACCACGAUGCCGUCAUAUGUUGGUAAAAUAGAGGUGAUGCCAGCUGGAUUCGCCCCCUCAGAAGCAGCCUUCCAAGCGACGUACGGAGCAGGAAACUUACCACUGCCUAGUUUUCAAGAGACCUACGGGAAUUUUCUCAGUUUUGCUUUAGACCGCGCCCCGUACGGAGACGAGAGCGAGUAUUCCUCACUGACGUCACUCGGACAGGGUGCCACUGAGAGCAUGGAUUUCCCAUCAAUGGGUGAUGCUGGACAGAACUUAUCGAACUCUGUUUUAUUGCCUGUCACAUCAUCGUACAGUCCUACUGAAGAGGCAUACCAUCACCCACAACAGCAGCAUCACCAUUCUCAACAGCAGCAGCAACAACAUCAGUACAGCAGUCACCAGCAGCGAAUCAGCCCAAGAACAUGCUCUGUGAGUUCGCCCGUCUACACAUCCGCCCCACAGCCGGCUAGUUUCCAGUACAGCCUGUCUCACGCCGACACGCAACCUUCCUUCUCCGGUCUUGGAAAUGUCAACUUUCCGCGAGACCCCAUGCCCCCACAGCCACCAGCCCAGUCGUACAGCGGUUAUACCGGCACCGGUCACAGUGUUCCCGGUGGUGUUCCCGAGCCUCCCCGCAGCCUGGGUUCCUUCCCUUCCCCUACGCCGCAGGGGUGGGGGAGUGAGCUAGGGAAUGUGGGCGAUGAGUUGGGAAUGCCGCCAAACACUAUGCCAACGCCGCACCGUUCAACGGGCGUCAUGCCGUCCGAACUAUCAAGUCCGAGAUUCGAGACCAUGGACAUCAAACCUUUGUCCAUCCCGUAUCCAUCGGUGUCUAUGAGUGCGAACAUGAACCCCUCACAACCGUGUUCGAACCCAGGCCAAUCCGGCAUGCACAUCGUGCCGUCACAUCGAGGACUUCAACGUAAACCCAGCCCCAUUCAACUACCAGUGUGCACUGAAUCUGCCUCCCUACCCAACACAAGCCACCACCAUCAUCACCACCAAAGGAGCUCACCAGGUCACGAGGGAAUGUUGUGUGCCGUCUGUGGCGACAGUGCUGCGUGCCAACACUACGGCGUCCGUACAUGCGAAGGGUGCAAAGGAUUUUUCAAGCGUACUGUUCAGAAGAACGCCAAAUACGUCUGUUUAGCCACCAAGAAUUGCACCGUGGACAAACGGCGUCGAAAUCGGUGUCAGUACUGUCGCUACCAGAAAUGCCUCGCUGUUGGAAUGGUCAAAGAAGUUGUUCGAACAGCGAGUUUGAAAGGCCGUCGAGGUAGACUACCAACGAAGCAGCGAGCCUCGCAGGAAGUAUCCCCUCCCUCACCGCCGGUCAGCCUCAUCACAGCUCUAGUCCGUGCCCAUGUCGAUGCGUCACCCGCUAAAGCCAACCUCAGUUACGAACAGUUUCGGCUACCUGACUUGAGUAGCAGUCCCCCUUCUACGGAGGUCCAACUCAAACAGUUCUACGACAAUUUCUGCUCGUCUAUCGAUGUGAUCCGAGCCUGGGCGCAGAAGGUUCCAGGUUUCAGUGAGCUUUGCGAAGAAGACCAAGAACUUCUUUUUCAAUCCUCGUGUCUGGAGCUGUUCGUACUCAAAAUGGCGUACAGACUAAAUCAACAUGACAAUCUUGUUAUAUUCUGUAACGGCAACGCUCUGCAUCCACAACAGUGUGAGCGAGGCUUCGGCGAAUGGCUUGACGACAUCCGGGCAUUCUCAAAGAUACUCUCAUCACUUGAGGUCGAUAUCUCUACGUUUGCCUGCCUGUCAGCUCUUGUGCUUGUAACUGAACGACAUGGCACAAAGGACCCAGCCAAGGUCAGCGAACUUCAGAACAGGGUCAUUGGUUGCCUGAACGAUCACGUGACGUUCAACACGUCUGCGCCGAAUCGAGCCAAUUUCCUCUCACGCAUCCUACUCCAGUUGCCCGAACUGCGCGUGCUCAGCCAGAAAGGUCUCCAGAGACUGUACUCGCUCAAGGUAGAGGACGCUGUUCAAGCGCCCCCAAUGGUGGAAAAGAUGUUCCAGCCUAAUUUGCCUUACUGAAAUUCAAAUACUUGAAACAGCCGUAGGUUGUGUCCAAACUGACGUCAAAACAUGGCUGAAUUAUACUUCAGCCAGAUUCAGCCACGGCUGUUUGAAGUCACAGUCAAAUCCACGUCACUUUGGACACAGUUUACAAUAAUUGUCAAAGAGACUGCAUAACAGACGCCCUCAGCGGUGAAAAUUGUACAUGUUGUCCGUUGUCAUGCACACACUACACACUCACUUACAUUCAAAGAACACAACGAAAGUACUGAAAAAACAGUCAUGAUUUACACGAGUCAAAGUUUUAUUUUUUAAAUAUUUCAUACUUGGUAAUAAAGUGCCCAUAAUGUAUUAUGUGUGACUAGGCAUACAACAAUCUCAGAUAAAAGCCAAAUGGAAUGUGUACAUAGCUAAAAGGAUUUGGUUGGAAUCAAAACAAGGCAUCUAUUGUACUUAAUUAUAUUUCAGGAACUGACGAAAUUCAGCAGCUGCAAUUUAACGGUUUUUAUUUUAAUUCAUUCGAGAAAAGUGCCUGAAAUAAUUAGGGCAUGUGGACAUAAUCAACAAUAUUCACUAUGACUUGUUGGGAAUGCAAUCACUAUACAAAAAAAUUGAUUUCUGAACUGAAAAAAAACUACUUAUUUUUUAAGAUGUCAAACGGUCGUCUACAUAAACCACUGAAAUUGCAGAUGUUGAAGCGAUUGAUAAUUACCCAUAUAAAUUUUAUUGUAUUCUUUUCUAAAACAAGUAUUCUUUUUUUCGAGCCAGGUAAAGUUUGAGCUUUUAUAGUUCAUGAAGAGACUUUUAAAAUGACUCGUUAUCUAUUUAUUUAUCUUAUUUAUUUUAUCUUCAUUUGGGGCAAAGUGGAAAUGACGUAUUUGUCAAGGAAUUGUAAUUGAAAUAAUUCAUGAAAAUAAAUCCCAUAAUUGUUCAAUGCAUUUAAAAUGACCCACUGAUGCUGCAAUAGAUGAUGGCAGAUUUAUUUUUAUUUUAGUUUUAUUUUAUUUCUACUUCUUCUUCUCUCUACAGGAACGUUAUAAAUGUACUGUAGAAAUUUGAAAUAAUCACUGAAAUGGAUUCUUUAUAAAAGAGAGGGGGUAGGGUAUUAGACGUGUAACACAGUCAGCCUAAUGCGGUUAAUCGCUGGCUAAAGAUAAACAUGAGAACCAGAUCAUUCUUGAGCUGCUUUAACUGCCAGUCCAGUAAACUGUACAAAAAAGUAUGUAGAUAUCUUACGACGUCACACCCGUCCUUGAUGACGUCAUCAAUUUUGAAUAAUGGUUCCUUUGGAACGAAGUUUAUGGACGAAGUUUAUGGAUACUCACAACACUGUAAUUGUUGCACCUUGAUGAUUAGGAUUUUGUCCGCACAUCCACCACAUAAAGUAAUAGUAGAGUAUCAUGUUUGGAUACUCCCUCACUCUCUCUCUCUUGAUCUCUGUACCACAAAACUCUUUAAUAAGCACCACUCUAAACACUUUAAUAUUCACACUGAUUUUUAUACACCAGGAUCUGACGUCACAGAUUCACACAGCGCUACUUUAUCAUGGUUUUGAGUGUUAACCAUGUUCAAUGAACUAGAUUAUAGAUUUGUCUAAAACUCAUAUUUUUACCACCGCACCUUCAUCGAAACCUAUACUUGUUCGUAAUUGUCGAUGUCUCACGUUUAUACAAUUGAUAAGUUUCUGCACUGACUUUUUCUACUGCAUUGCUAAUGCUUGACUGUAUUCAAAAACCCGUGUAUCGUGUUUAGUCACAUUGACUUGUGUCUGUUUUCGUUUAAAAAAAUUGUGUACCAAGAAGAAAUUGCGCGCAAUAUUUAUUACCAGUCCUAGGUCUUUCACAUGGCUUUGUGAGUAUACGCAAUUUAACCACCUUGUUUCCCCCUUCAAAUAUUGCGCAGUUUGUGGCAGUUUUUUAUGCUUUUAUUUAUCCACACCCAUUCUGUGUUGGUUUCCACAUUUAUAUUACUAAUUGCAACCAGUAACUUGCAGGGUGUUUAUUUUGUACAUAUUUACAAUGAUUUUACAUGUACAUUAUGUAACAUACGCGGCCAUGAACUUGGUAACUCUGUUGGCAAUUUUUUAGACGCAACUAAGGAACCGAUUAUAAAGAAUAUUAAUGGAAUGUUUUGCAACUUUUUGGGUGUCUGUCUUGUAAAAUGGUGUGUACAAACUGUCCGAUAGAUUUUUCUAUUUACAAACAAAUAUGGACAAGGCACAAAAAUCGUUUUUUGCAUAAUUUGAGAAGAAAAAAGGGAAAAGGACUAUAUUGUCCUCUACCGUAUAGAUUGAAUUUCGAUGUGUUAAUUUCCUUUUUAAAUGUAAUUUUCUACAGUAAAAAUUGUGAGAUAAAAAUUGUGAACUUGUUGAAUGUAAUUUUGAUGUUAAAACAAUCCCACAUCCCCUCUCAACAGAAACCCCCCAUGUGACUUUAAGUUGAUUUUUAUUUUUAAUUUGAAUAUCGGUGCUACUUGCCAAGUGUUUUAAUAUUCUGGUUUUUAUGAAUAGCCUGCCCUCACCGGCAGAAGUGUGUGAUCAUGAUGAGUCACGUGUCCAACAAAGUCGUUUUAAUUGGUCUACAAAGAAAAAUGUAGUUUUGUGUGUAUUUUGUCCCUUUAUGGCCUAGCUAUAUCCACCCACUCCCUCCCUCAUCCCCAUUUUUCAGUGUAUAACGUACUGACUAUAUCAGAUUUUAUAUCAAUGUUCAUCUAACACUUGAAAAUAAAAACAGAAAAGAAACAAA
Messenger RNA from Asterias rubens (European starfish), 5114 nucleotides. Its product is annotated as nuclear receptor subfamily 4 group A member 2-like. Bases 1 to 2388 code for a protein of 795 amino acids. The record is from RefSeq and is a predicted model, not a curated record. Gene Ontology annotation, biological process: cellular response to corticotropin-releasing hormone stimulus; regulation of transcription by RNA polymerase II. Gene Ontology annotation, cellular component: transcription regulator complex; nucleus. Gene Ontology annotation, molecular function: RNA polymerase II cis-regulatory region sequence-specific DNA binding; nuclear glucocorticoid receptor binding; zinc ion binding. NCBI's taxonomy places the organism in Eukaryota, Metazoa, Echinodermata, Asteroidea, Forcipulatida, Asteriidae. The transcript has 8 exons.